Petromyzon marinus (sea lamprey) is the source of this 5092-nucleotide messenger RNA. RefSeq names its product disks large homolog 1-like. Gene Ontology annotation, biological process: cell-cell adhesion; chemical synaptic transmission; regulation of postsynaptic membrane neurotransmitter receptor levels. Gene Ontology annotation, cellular component: neuron projection; basolateral plasma membrane; postsynaptic density membrane. The record is from RefSeq and is a predicted model, not a curated record. Gene Ontology annotation, molecular function: ionotropic glutamate receptor binding; protein kinase binding. NCBI's taxonomy places the organism in Eukaryota, Metazoa, Chordata, Hyperoartia, Petromyzontiformes, Petromyzontidae.
GGAUGUGAAAAUCGAGAGAGAGAGCUCAUCCUUUGCGCCGCUCGCCGGAUCCGGCACAGCAGUGGCAGUGACGACGCUCGCUCACUCGCUCGCUCGAUCGCCGUCGCUAUCCGAGCGCCUUCCAUUGCGCUCCUCGUCGUUCAACACGGACGUGACACGGACGGGUGCGGGUGCUGGGCAAGCGGGCAAAGGGGUAGCGAGCGCGUUUGGGGGGACGAGGUUGUCGGCGGCGAUCGGAGCGAAGCGGAGAAUCGCAGACGGCGCGGCCACGACCGUGACACCGCCACCGCCAUCGCCACCGCGCCGAUAGAUUCCAACCCGCCCCGACCGCCCUCGUUCCGCAGCGACGCCGGCAAGAAUAAUCCGCUGAAAAAAUUUAAUCGACAGAGCCCGCCUGCUAUUUGCGACUGCGGCGGCCGGCGGUGAAUCAUUGACGGCGGCCGUGUUUGUUUGUUCGUUCGUUCGUUCCGCGUCGCACGGGGCGAUGAGGUGAGCGAGGGGACGGAGGGGAGGGUGUGCGAAGAGCGUGCGACAUCGUCGUCGAUAUUAAGAGGCUCCUGGUUCCGUCAUCGAGAGAGGAGGGGGGGGGGAGAACGAGGUGGGAAGAAGAGGCGGUCGUUAGCCCGAGCGUGUGUGUGUGUGUGCGAGAUCCUCCGGGAGAGCGAGAGUAGAGCGAGAGGAGAGAGCUGCCGUCAAUCGUGAGCGCUUGAUUAGAAAUCCGUGGCACGUAGCCGGCGAAAUGCGCCAGCAGCAGCAGCAGCAGACGCCGCUACGGUGAAGAGCGCCGCUCAUACGAGCAACAGCAGGAGCAGCAGCAACAGCAGGAGCAGCAGCAACAGCAGGAGCAGCAGCAACAGCAGGAGCAGCAGCAACAGCAGGAAGCAGGAGCAGCAGCAACAGCAGGAGCAGCAGCAACAGCAGGAGGAGCAGCAACAGCAGGAGCAGCAGCAACAGCAGGAGGAGCAGCAACAGCAGGAGCAGCAGCAACAGCAGGAGCAGCUGCGACGAUCGCAGGGGCGAGAGGGUGACCGAGAGGAUUUCACAGUGGUGGUGGUGGUGGUGGAGGCCUUCCGACGCCGCCCAGUGGCGCAUCCUCUCGGCCGUGACGUUCUCUCGUCGCACGCAGAGGGCCUCGCCUCACCGUCGCCCGGCCCACCCACCCCCCCUCCCCCCGAAGUCCAUCGACCCCGACGUUCCAUGGACUCCACCCGCCGUCCCCUACGCGACGGCGCCUCGCGCUUCCGUCGCCGGUCGGAGAGGCCGGCGCUGCCGCGGCCGCCUCCCGGCGCGCACCGGAGCGACGCACGCCGGCAGGAGACCCUCGCCGAGCGUUUGACCUCUUGAGGAGGACCGUCGGGCGAGGCCAGGCCAGGUAAGGCCCCAAAGUGUCAUCUCUCGGGGCAGCCCAAGAAAGGACCCCCCCACCCCCGCGUGCCGAGAAGCCACGACCGAACACGCGGGCAGCAGAGUUCACGCGGCCCGGUGCCAGAAAUCCGUGCGGAAGGCUCGCCCCCACCCACCGCCUCCUCCACCGCCUCACCACCUUCACCCUCCCGCGACCCCCACUACCACCGAUGACGGCCGCGCGGAGAUGCGUCGGCGCGCGUCGUCCGUGACGGGAACGGCCGGCAGCGGCGGGCAGUGAUCACCGAGUCGGACUCCGGCCCGGCACACCAUGACCGCCUACGGCUACCGCAUGGACUACUGCUGCGGCGACCCGGACUGCUGCGACACGGCCGUGGGGGCCAACUGCUGGUACGGCGGAGGCCCUCACGGCGGAGGUCGGGCCUCCCCGCCUCCCUCCUCUCACAAACCGCCCGGCGGUGCCGGCGGUGCCGGCGGCGGCGGCGGCGGCUACGGCGCGUCCUCCACGCUUCCCUCUCGCAGGGGCCCUGGCCCCGUGGCCCUCGACGAUCGGCCGCGCGGGUCGGGCCACAGCGGGGGCGGCGGCGGCGGCGGCGGCGGCGGCGUCAGCCGCACGAUGGCGAGGGGCCACUCUGCUCCGGCGGCGGCGCCUGCGCACGUGCCGCACGGCGCUGCCGCGUGGUGGGGCGACGAACCCUCCUGGGUGCACGCGCACCACCACCACCACCACCACCCUCCCCCGCAGGCAAAUCCCCCUCCCAUCAUCGUCAACGCGGACAAUCUGGAUUCACCGUCUUACCUCAACGGCAGCGAGGCGGAGUACGAGUAUGAAGAGAUCACGCUGGAGAGGGGGAACUCCGGGCUGGGGUUCAGCAUUGCGGGCGGCACCGACAACCCGCACAUCGGCGACGACCCGGCCAUCUUCAUCACCAAGAUCAUCCCCGGCGGCGCGGCCGCACAGGACGGCCGUCUCAGGGUGAACGACUGCAUCCUGCGCGUGAACGAGGUGGACGUGCGGGAGGUGGCGCACAGCCGCGCCGUGGAGGCGCUCAAGGAGGCCGGCUCCAUCGUGCGCCUCUACGUGCGGCGCAGACGCCCGCUCAGCGAGACCCUCGCCGAGAUCAAGCUCGUCAAGGGGCCCAAAGGCCUGGGCUUCAGCAUCGCGGGCGGCAUCGGCAACCAGCACAUGCCGGGAGACAACAGCAUCUACGUGACGAAGAUCAUCGACGGGGGCGCCGCGCAGAAGGACGGCCGCCUGCAGAUCGGGGACCGCCUGCUCGCGGUAAACGCCAUGUGCCUGGAGGAGGUGACACACGAGGACGCGGUGGGGGCUCUGAAGAGCACCUCGGACGUAGUGUACCUCAAGGUGGCCAAGCCCACGAGCCUCUACCUGUCGGACACCUACGGGCCGCCCGACGUCACCAGCGCCUACCCCCCCAGCAUGGACAACCACGUGAUGGGGCCCAGCGGGUACGGGGGCGUCCACGGCCCCCCCUCGCCCUCCCGCUACUCCCCCGUGCCCAAGUCUCUGAUGGGCGACGAUGACAUGCUGAGCGGGCCGCGCAAGAUCGCGCUGCACAAGGGCUCCACGGGGCUGGGCUUCAACAUCGUGGGGGGCGAGGACGGGGAGGGGAUCUUCAUCUCCUUCAUCCUGGCGGGGGGCCCCGCUGACCUCAGCGGGGAGCUGCGGCGUGGCGAUCAGAUCGUGUCGGUGAACGGCAUCGACCUUCGAGGAGCCACGCAUGAGCAGGCGGCCGCUGCGCUGAAGGGCGCCGGCCAGACCGUCACAAUCAUCGCGCAGUACAAGCCUGAGGAGUACAGCCGCUUUGAGGCGAAGAUCCACGACCUGCGAGAGCAGAUGAUGAACAGCAGCCUGAGCACGGGCUCUGGCUCGCUCAAGACCAGCCAGAAGCGCUCCCUCUACGUGAGGGCGCUCUUCGACUACGACCGCACCAAGGACAGCGGCCUGCCCAGCCAGGGCCUGAGCUUCCGCUUCGGGGACAUCCUCCACGUGGUGAACGCCUCGGAUGACGAGUGGUGGCAGGCGCGGCGCGUCACCCCCGACGGGGAGGGCGACCUCAUCGGGGUGGUGCCCAGCAAGCGCCGGGUGGAGAGGAAGGAGCGGGCACGUCUCAAGACGGUGAAAUUCAACGCCAAGUCCAGCACCCUGGACAGCAAGGGGGACUACCCCGGGUUCGGCGAUGAUGCCAUCCGGUCCAAGGCACUCCCCGACACCGGCGACGCCGAGGCUGGCGUCCAGGAGGAGUACAUCCUCUCGUACGAGCCCGUCCUGCAGCAAGAGCUGCGAUACGCACGACCGGUCAUCAUCCUGGGCCCCAUGAAGGACCGGGUCAACGAUGACCUCAUCUCGGAGUUCCCCGACAAGUUCGGCUCCUGUGUGCCCCACACGACGCGGCCCAAGCGGGACUACGAGGUGGACGGGCGCGACUACCACUUCGUGGCGACGCGCGAACAGAUGGAGCGCGACAUCCAGGACCACAAGUUCAUCGAGGCGGGGCAGUACAACGGGCACCUGUACGGCACCAGCGUGCAGAGCGUGCGCAACGUCGCAGAGAAGGGCAAGCACUGCAUCCUGGACGUGUCAGGGAACGCGAUCAAGCGCCUGCAGGCCGCGCAGCUUCACCCCGUCGCCAUCUUCAUCCGGCCCAAGUCCCUCGAGUGCAUCAUGGAUCUGAACAAGCGGCUGAGCGAGGAGCAGGCGCGCAAGGCGUACGAGCGUGCCCUCAAGCUGGAGCAGGACUUCGGGGAGUUCUUCACAGCGGUGGUGCAGGGCGACUCCCUGGACGAGAUCUACGAGCAGUCCAAGUUCGUCAUUGACGAGCAGUCGGGGCCUUACGUGUGGAUCCCCUCGCGCGAGAAGCUGUGAACCGGGUCGACCUCUGGCUCCACCGACAACAACAACAAACAACAACAACAAACAACAACAACAAACAACAACAACAACAACCGCCUCCCCCCUCCCCGCGCGGUUUGAGGCCGCCGCUACGGAACGGAGCUGCGGUCGACGCGAUUCAAAAUCCUCGCGGGAGGAGGGUCACAUGGCCCCCCACGCCCAAAUCCACCUCCACCCCACCCCCACCACCCCAUACAGGGGAGGCGACUUGGGCCCCCUCCCCUCUCUGGCGGUUCCCUCCCCGCGUACCCCCCACGGUUCGCCUCCACCCCCCCCCCCCACCCGCACCACCUCCACGACUCCGCUCGGUGUCAGCGUGCUGUGCGUCCACGCUCACGCGGCAGGCGUGGGUUGGAGCGCCACGCUCGGCCGCCGUCAGUGCUGCUGAGUUACAUUCCCCUCUGGCGGCCCAGCGUCAACCCCGAUGCGGUGCCUCGCCUAGGUCGACUCGGCCUUAAACGAGUGCGGACCGGCGACGUCCCUUUGCCGCGGGGGGGGGUGGGGGGAUCUCCGUGCUGUGAGAUUCUUCGUUUUUAUUUUUUAUUCGCCGCCCUGUUACGCCGACCGAGCUUUUGGCAACCGCAUUGCGACCCUCCACUACCUCCUCACGGUUCCUCUCCGCGUCCUUCUCUCUGACUCACCUGUCCACUCUGUCCACUCUCUCUGACUCACCUGUCCACUCUGUCCACCCUCCCUGACUCACCUGUCCCCGCUCCCUGACUCACCUGUCCACUCUGUCCACCCUCCCUGACUCACCUGUCCACUCUCCCUGACUCACCUGUCCACUCUCCCUGACUCACCUGUCCACUCUGU